AAAACUCCACGCGACGGUCCGCUCGAGCGAUCGCCCUCACUCGCUCGCUCCAACUCGGAAGUCCCACUCGGACUCGGCGUCGCGAAUUCUUCGAUUUUUCUCCUUUUCCUUCCUCCUUCUUCCUUCUUCCUUCUUCCAGAGAAUUUCUUCAGGCGCAAGCUUUCCGCGCGCGCUCGCUCGUUCGCUCGUUCGCUCGCGUCGUCGCUUCACGCAAAUCUCGCUCUGUCUCGAAGGAGGGAGGGAGAACAUCCUGAUCAUCCGUUCGGCGAGACUCUCUCACUGUCUUUCUCCCUCCGUUUGGCGCGCUCCGUGAGGGUCUACUUUCCUGGUUCGAGUCAUUGACGAUAUGAAGACAACGAUGAGGAUGAAAAAAGGAAGUACCACCAUGAGACUGAAAAAGGGAAGUAAAGUGGAGGUGCUUAGCAUGAAAGAGGACUUCAUAGGUGCUUGGGUCUAUUCCGAAAUAAUAUCUGGAAAUGGGCGCAAUUACUAUGUGAAAUGCUGUGGUUAUCCCGGUACUGCCGGGAAGAAAGUAGAGAGGGUGCCGAGGAAGGUUAUUCGGCCUUGUCCACCUCCUGCGGAAGGCAUAGGUGUAUGGGUUCCAGGUGAUGUUGUCGAGGUGUUUCACAACCUAUCAUGGAAGACUGCCAUAGUUGUGAAGGUUUUUCAUGAAAACCACUUCUUAGUUAGGCCAGCUGGAAGCUUUCGGCAUUUCAAUGUCCAUAAACGAUAUCUCAGGGCUAGGCAGAUAUGGAAAGAUGGCAACUGGUUCGUGGUUGGAAAGGGCGCUCGUAAUUGCACCACAUCCAGGAGAAGACGACUUGCCGAAACAGACUUGAAGCUGCAAGCUGGAGCUGAAUUUUCCCCAACUGGAGGAAAUACUGAAUUUCAGUUUCAAGUAGAUUCAGAGAGGAAAUUGAAGACAGAUUCCCAUGUUUGCUCGCCUCAUGUUGAAGCACAUUGUGUUGGUCUUAAGAAGAUCAAGCUUACUACCAAUAAUUACUGGGAGACUUUGCCAGGGACUGCAUCUUAUGCUUCAGAAAAGGCUGAUGCAUCCGAUUACCUGAAUGAGGAAGAAAAUAAUGCAAAUUAUUCCUUCUGCUGCUGGAGAAAUAGGUUCCCCGAGGUGGAACUGGAAGGGUUGAAUAAUUCUUUGCAGCUGAAGACGUCAAAGAACAUCGACACUGAUAGUUGUGCAUCAUCUGUUGGCAGCUCUAGUACUAAUGGCAAGAAUUGGUCGUCAAGUUCAGUAAAUUGCUGCAUCAGGAAUACUUCUGGCGAUCUCAGUGACGCUGAAUCAUUUGUGGCAUAAUGUAUCAUGGAGGUCAUAUUCUUUUCUGACAAAAGCAGAAUUGGAGGCAACAUCCCUUCCUUCACGCCAUCCAGUGACUGUCCAGUUCUGAGCUGUUCAGGCUUUCAGUUGGGCUGAAGAUGCAAAUGCCAAUCCUUGCACCAAUCUCUGCUCAUUCCGACAAACAAGCAUCUGGUGAUUCUAAGAAAUUUAACUUCUGCCGAUGCUAGGCUUUUUAUUAGCUGAUAGUGGAAUGAAACAUUGGAUCUUGGUCUUUUUGUGAUGUUUUCGCCCUUCUCUGACUGUGACAUUGACUACAUUCGUCAUCGCGAGCAUUGGUUUACGUAUUUGUGAAUCACUAGUUUAGAAUCUAUGUACAGCGCAACAGUCUCUCUGCACAAUCUUUCACUAAAUGAGAACUUUAAGAAUUGGAUUCAUGAUGAACUUAGUUGCACUAGUUUGAUAAUAGAUAUCUGUGAUAUGAUUUUCUCUAUAUUCAUUAUUGAAUAAUCGGUUGAUUAUCCCAGUGAGUGAUGUAAAAGUGGACGACAGGAGAUUCAUUCUCAAAGGACUUACUUUAGGUAUUCAUGUGCUUGUUAGAUGCUUCUGUUUUGGUGGAAGGUAUAAAAAUUCAGGCUGAGUAAAAAUCUUAGACUGAAUUUCUUAUUGUUCUGGUUUUCAACAUUGCAUGUUAAGCUAUAAAGUGCAUCAAAAGAUUCUUUGUUAUAGAUACUUCAAAUAAUUAAUUUCUGCUGCACAUG
This is a messenger RNA of Eucalyptus grandis, 2052 nucleotides long. RefSeq lists its product as uncharacterized. Bases 347 to 1312 code for a protein of 321 amino acids. Lineage: Eukaryota; Viridiplantae; Streptophyta; Magnoliopsida; Myrtales; Myrtaceae. The record is from RefSeq and is a predicted model, not a curated record. The transcript is spliced from 3 exons.